AUAUUAUCGAGCAUUGAAGCAGCACGACGUGACUAACUUGCAACUGAGAGAAAAACACACUGCCAAUGCACAAAACAGUGUGGGAGGAAGAGGUGGCCCCUCACCCUGACCCUCACACUGCAAUUCAGCCAUGGGAUUCUUUAGCCAGAAUGCUGUAUUCGCUGGAGUCUUGGCCAUUGCUUUUCUCUCACAUUUCAUACUUUUCAAUGUAUACGAGAAGAGGAGGAGCAAGAAGAGGAGUGUGGCAGAUGGAGUAAUUGGUGCCAUUGGCAACACUCCACUCAUCAAAAUUAAGAGCUUGUCCAAUGCUACGGGCUGCGAGAUUCUUGCUAAGGCAGAGUUUUUGAACCCUGGAGGAAGUGUUAAAGAUAGAGUAGCAGCAAAAAUAAUUCAAGAGGCUUUGCAAUCUGGAGAACUUGUUAAAGGAGGAGUUAUAACAGAGGGUAGUGCUGGAAGUACAGCAGUCAGCCUUGCCACUGUAGCUCCAGCGUAUGGAUGCAAAUGUCACGUUGUCAUUCCAGAUGAUGCUGCUAUUGAAAAGGCCCAAAUCUUGGAAGCACUUGGUGCUACUGUGGAAAGAGUGAGACCUGUCUCCAUCACUCAUAAAGAUCAUUUUGUAAAUGUUGCAAGGAGGAGAGCUAUGGAAGCCACAAUCUGUGCCAAUGAAAAAGAAGUGAAGCCAUGCAAAAAUGAAAACCUCAUGGGGAGUUCUGAUAGCUUCAAUGACUUUUAUGAUAAAGUUGAAUCUGAAUUAUAUAAGACUGUCAAUGGCCAAAUCCUGGUUGACCAUAGCAAAUUGGUUAAAGAGAGUUCAGAUUCUAGCACUAAUUUCUCUGGAAAUGAGAGUAAGGGAGGAUAUUUUGCAGAUCAAUUUGAGAAUCUUGCUAAUUUCCGGGCACAUUAUGAAGGCACUGGUCCUGAGAUCUGGGAGCAGACGGGUGGCAGUCUGCAUGCUUUUGUUGCUGCGGCAGGCACUGGUGGCACACUUGCUGGCAUUUCUUGCUUUCUUAAGGAUAAAGUCUCUGAUAUCAAGUGUUUCUUGAUUGAUCCUCCUGGUUCUGGCCUAUUUAAUAAGGUUACACGAGGGGUCAUGUAUACACGUGAAGAGGCAGAGGGUAAACGGUUGAAGAAUCCAUUUGACACCAUAACAGAGGGUAUUGGUAUUAAUAGAGUAACUCGAAACUUUCAGAUGGCAAGGUUAGAUGGAGCUUUCCGAGGCACAGAUAUGGAGGCGGUUGAGAUGUCUAGAUUUCUCUUGAAGAAUGAUGGUUUAUUUGUUGGAAGCUCCUCUGCUAUGAACUGUGUUGGGGCUGUCCGAGUAGCACGUCUUUUAGGUCCUGGCCACACUAUAGUUACAAUUUUGUGUGACAGUGGGAUGAGACAUCUAAGCAAAUUCUACAAUCCCCAGUAUUUAUCUGCUCAUAACCUUACACCUUGUGCAUCAGGGCUAGAGUUCCUAGGUAAUACAUGACAAUAGACACAAUAUAAUAGCUUAGUUAUGAAAACACUAAUAACCUACUUAAGUUGAUCUUUAAAGUGUUGCCUCUGAGUUGGACUGCCUAGUCUUGUUACUCGCCAGGACAAUGCAUGCAUUGCAUUUAGAAAGUUGUUAUAGAAGAAGCCUGGAGAAAAAGAAAAAUAUACAUCUGAAAUGAAAUUAAUCUUUGAUCGAUGAUCUUGGGUGAUUAAAUAUCAAUAUAAAUUCAUUGACUUUCUUUUA
This is a messenger RNA of Cryptomeria japonica (Japanese cedar), 1720 nucleotides long. RefSeq names its product cysteine synthase 2. Bases 131 to 1471 code for a protein of 446 amino acids. NCBI's taxonomy places the organism in Eukaryota, Viridiplantae, Streptophyta, Pinopsida, Cupressales, Cupressaceae. The transcript has 6 exons. The record is from RefSeq and is a predicted model, not a curated record. Gene Ontology annotation, molecular function: cysteine synthase activity. Gene Ontology annotation, cellular component: cytoplasm.